UGAACGGAUGAGAGUUCUGUGUUUUCAACACGCAACAGAACGUGAAACAGUCUAAAGCAAUCCCAUUUUAAAGGUUUUCAUGCAUUUACUGGACUCGUAAAAAGUGGGAGGUUGUACUGUCUCCACUCUUUCCGGAAAUUGCCUGUUUACAAUAGUCAUUUUGUCUGCUCCUUCAUAUGUGCACUUUCUUUAAAACGUGUUUUGGAUCAUCUGGACAAAUCUUUAGCACAACUAGUCACGUGGGCGUGGCUAAACAUUUGACUUUGCAUAUCACGUGAUGGUGCAUUAACAAAUCAACAAUUACCGUGCUCGUAUUCUUUAGGGGUAACUAAAAACGGUUUUAAGACGCGUUCGGGCGAGCUCGUGAGAAAUGUGCGAGCACAAUCUCCUUAGCUCUGGCUAUGUUGCUCCCCUUUUGAAUUUUCACUCUCCCGACUCCCUGUACCUCCAAAACCUGCGAGGCAAUGGAGUCCAUCUAUCUGGCCUUCCGCAGAUGUCCUACAGUAGAAGUGAGGUGUGCUCGCUCCCGUGGACUUCUCCAAAUGCGUGCACUCCUCCGGCCCAGAGCCGCGCCUACAGUGGCUUCGCUCAGCCGUUUUUCGGCAAUUCAGCCGCUGUGAGCGCUAGCCUCAAAAAGGGCUCACUGGAGGAAUCCGGGAGGUACUACUUCCAAGAUGUCAGCCACAAAUCAGAGGAGCCAAGUCGACCUAAUGCAGCUUACGCAGGAGAGCAGAGCUCUGUCAGCAACGAAGUUUCAAACUUGGAAAGGCGACAGCAGAACAGGGUUGAGCCGAUUGAACUGACAUCCAUUGACCAGCCAGUGACCGAUGCUUCAAAGCCUCCAGUCCAGCCAUCACUGAGCAGCCAGACUAGGUCAGCCUUCUCCGAUGGACUACCAUGGUGUCCCUCACAGGUGAGGUCAAGAAAGAAGAGAAAACCUUACACGAAGCCACAGUUAGCCGAGCUGGAGAACGAAUUUAUGAUAAAUGAAUUUAUAAAUCGACAGAAACGAAAGGAGCUUUCGGACAGAUUGGAACUGAGUGAUCAGCAAGUGAAAAUCUGGUUUCAGAAUCGCAGGAUGAAGAAAAAAAGACUUCUGAUGCGCGAUCAUACCUUCACUAUAUACUAAUUUUGUUUCUUCAACAAUUGUAGGGUUUGUUUUUUAGGUGGUGACAUCAUUCAUACAAGAGACUUUUCUUGCUAGUCCACCAAAUCUGGAAACGAUUUUCUCCCGAACACCCAUGAAAUGUAAUUUAAUGUUCAAGUUGAAUAUAUUGAAAUUGAUAUUUAUUUGGCAUAUAGUCGCUGCAUUUAUGUGUCUGGUGUAUGUUUUUGGUGGGAAAACGAGAAUUCCAAAGUUGUAAUGUUAGCUUGCUUUAUAUAGCCUAAAAAAGAAUGCUUUGUAGUUUAGAACAGCAGCACAUUUAGAGUAGAGACGUGAAUAUUUAAUUCAUGAAAUCAUUUAAAACUCCACUGGGCUGCUAACAAAUAACUGGGAGUCAUUACAUUUUUAAUACAUUUUGAUAAAACCUAAUUUGUAUCUUGCGAACGUACAUUUUACUUUGUUGCGUUUUUAAUCAAAAGUGAUGUGUAAUAUUUAUUAAGUGUUCCUGUAAAUUCUGCAUUAUAUUAAACUUCUGCAUUCUGGUGUGAUAUUUGUCUGUUGUAAUUCAGUGGGUGAUUCUAAAAUGCGCUAAUAAAGUCCAAGCUCAAGUUCGAA
This is a messenger RNA of Rhinichthys klamathensis goyatoka, 1720 nucleotides long. RefSeq names its product homeobox D12a (gene hoxd12a). The transcript has 3 exons. NCBI's taxonomy places the organism in Eukaryota, Metazoa, Chordata, Actinopteri, Cypriniformes, Leuciscidae. Gene Ontology annotation, molecular function: DNA-binding transcription factor activity, RNA polymerase II-specific; sequence-specific double-stranded DNA binding. The record is from RefSeq and is a predicted model, not a curated record. Gene Ontology annotation, biological process: regulation of DNA-templated transcription. The coding region runs from base 371 to 1129 and encodes 252 amino acids.